Messenger RNA from Lymnaea stagnalis (great pond snail), 465 nucleotides. The record is from the annotation of a GenBank genome assembly. NCBI's taxonomy places the organism in Eukaryota, Metazoa, Mollusca, Gastropoda, Lymnaeidae.
AUGAGCACGAACGAUGAACAUUAUAAAACCGGAGAGGAUUUGAUCGGAAUUCCCAAUGCUGUGCAAGGUUCUAGCUCAAACUCCAGCUCAACAACCUCGGGGAGCAAAGUUGGUGUUAAUCAGUGUCGUCGUUGUGGAAAACAGGCCUUCAGGGACUACGCUCGCGGGACGUUCGCCAAGUUUGUAAAAGAACAAUGGCAUUCAGAGGGCACGUGCGAGCCUCUCUGCGCGCCUAAGUUAGGAUCCAGUCACAAACUGCAACCAGCGAUCUCGAGAAACCAGGCUACAAAUGCCGAAGCUGGAAAAUACCCCCCUGAGUUGUCGCCUUUAACACGCGAGAAACGACCGAGUUGUUCAAAGGCAAGGCCAGAUGCACGCAAGACUAAACGGACCGAGGAUACAUUGGAGCUCGUUGAACUCCAACAGAAAGACUAUGAGAUUGCCUGCGCCAACAGAAGACUAGGG